AUGGUUUGUGACGUAAAUGAAGAGUUCAAUCGCAAAAAUGUGAAAAACUUUGAUGCUAGUAACUUACCACCAUGCAAAAGUGAGCUUUUACAGCAGUUUCGACGAGCUAAUUAUAUCACUAGUCUCUGGAAGAAUGCUCAUAUGAAGAAAAUUAGUAUUUUUAGUCCUGACAAUAAUGGGUGGACGUUGGAAGAUAAUAAAUAUCAUUUUAACUGGUUUGAUGGGGACCAAUUGCCGAGCUUUGUCAGUGAAUCGCUUCAAGAAGAAUCAGAAAAUGAAAGUAAUAAGGAUGAUAAUGAAGAUAGUCAAUGCCAACAUUGGGUUGAUGAUGACUUAUCAAACGACGAUGAUGACAGUAAAGAUCACGCUGAAUUGUAA
Chrysoperla carnea is the source of this 378-nucleotide messenger RNA. RefSeq lists its product as uncharacterized. Bases 1 to 378 code for a protein of 125 amino acids. The transcript is spliced from 2 exons. The record is from RefSeq and is a predicted model, not a curated record. NCBI's taxonomy places the organism in Eukaryota, Metazoa, Arthropoda, Insecta, Neuroptera, Chrysopidae.